Messenger RNA from Penicillium arizonense, 957 nucleotides. Its product is annotated as putative lipase/esterase. The transcript has a single exon. Gene Ontology annotation, molecular function: hydrolase activity. Bases 1 to 957 code for a protein of 318 amino acids. The record is from RefSeq and is a predicted model, not a curated record. Lineage: Eukaryota; Fungi; Ascomycota; Eurotiomycetes; Eurotiales; Aspergillaceae.
AUGGCGUCAGAACACCUACCCUCGCUUGAUUUUGAUCCGGAACUCUCAGCGAUACUGCCAUUGCUUCCCCUUCCUAAGGGACUCACAGUUGAGAUGCUCCCAGCUUUACGUCAAGCCACGUCUCAGGCGACGCACGCAGAAUCUACCAUUGCAGGCAGACCAAUUCGCCACCGUGAGAUAGAUAUUGACGGACCGAACGGAAAAAUUACUCUUUCUAUACUAGAGAAAAUUGACUCUACAAUUCAAAAGAACCGUCCGGGUUUUUAUUACAUUCAUGGUGGUGGGAGAAUCUUGGGUAAUCGUUUCAGCGGUUUGGAGACAGUGCUUGAAUGGGUGGAGAAAUUGGAUGCAGUGUGCAUAUCCGUCGAAUAUCGAUUGGCACCGGAAUUUCAAGGGACGUCGGCGGUUGAAGAGUGCUAUAAAGGGCUGGAGUGGAUUGGAGAGAAGUUUGAUCAGUUGGGAAUUGAUCCGGCCAAAUUGAUGAUUGCUGGCCAAUCCUCAGGAGGUGGACUUGCAGCGGGCAUAGCGCUCCUGACACGGGAUAGAAAAGGCCCCUUGUUGAGUGCCCAGUUGCUUAUGUGCCCGCAGCUGGAUGAUCAGAAUAAUACCGUUUCGAGCCGCCAGUUCUUGCAUCGGGGCAUCUGGAACGGUAAGGACAAUGCUCUAGGUUGGCAGUGCGUCCUUGGUGGUUCAAAUGAGGUCAGCCCUUAUCUUUCCCCUUCACGGGCAACAGAUCUCACUGGACUCCCUCCGGCAUACAUUGACGUGGGCUCCGCGGAGGUUUUCCGCGAUGAGGAUGUCAAAUACGCAACACGGCUAUGGGAGUCGGGGGUGCAGACAGAGUUGCAUGUCUGGUCGGGAGGCUACCAUGUCUUUGACAUGAUGGCACCAAGCUCCGAAUUGGCUCGGAAAGCGAUCGCAGCCCGGACUGCAUGGGUUGUUAAAUUAUUAUCGUGA